CAAGCCUGCUGGAUUUCCGGCAACCGCAGUUUUUUUUGUUUUUAUCUUGGCGUCCUUCCAAGCCUGCCAGCCAAGAGGUUACUCACUGGCACCGGGCUUUGUGGAAACUGACGGGAAGCUGGCAGAGCAAGUUCCGCAUCUGCGCAGCAGGAGAGGUUGGCGAUGGUUGGGGAGGAAGUCGCUUAAUUUGUAUGGGGGGACUAGGUAUUGUUCUCCUUUAUCUCCCCCGCUAAUGCAACAGCGAACAUUUUCACUCACCGACAUCAGUGUGCACAGAAGAGGAAUGAUGGUCAAGGAGUAGGAGUUUGAGGCGACUGAAAAGAUGACAAGUGAUUGAGGUGACAAGUGAUGGGACUGACAUGAAGAGUUCCAGAGCAGGACAAAAGUUUCUACGAUAAUUGGUGGACCAAAGCAUGAGACGGGAAGGAUGAAGUGAUACACAGAAAGAUAUGGACAAGGAUGCUGGGACACGUAAAACGGGAUGAAGCUCUGAAAUUUGAAAAUAACCAGAACCAGAUGAGCCAUGAAUGAAGGAGCUGGCCCCUAGUAGCAGCCAUGUUGGAUACUUAGUAACAAUAUUCCACUUGGAGAAGUAAAUGAAAAGCAGGCAAAAGCUGAAGGAACCAAAUCAAAAAACAGCAAAGAGAAUUGAGAUGAAACAAGAAGAGUGCUAACAUUUUAAUUCGCCUUGAUGAUGUUUAAAAUAGUGGGCCUCUUAUACCUUCAUCAGUUUCUGAAUUCUGUUAUUGCUGUACUACUUCCACCUGUCAAUCUAUCAUUUACAUCAGAAAACUUCCAUCACAUCUUAAUGUGGGAAGCAGAGACAGAUACACCAAACGAUACACGCUACACUGUGGAAUACUUAGCUUUAAGCAUACAUGGUUCAGAAAAUUACUGGCCAGUCGAGAACCAAACAGAUGAUCAAAAGAGUCUAUGGUUUCCUGCGCAAAACUGUUCAUUGAUCACGAACCAUACAUGCGAUCUAACUAAUGACUUCAUUAACAUCUAUGAAUCUUACUUCGCUCAAGUGAAAGCAGUUACAGAAAUGGAUGAAUCCAAAUGGGCUCCCUCAGAGGAAUUUCAGCCCUUUCAACACACAAAAAUACGACCAGUUAAUGUUCAUCUGUCGGAGAUCCCUUUUGGAGUCCUUAAAGUUAACUUUGAUUUUCCAGCAGUCCCGCCAUAUCUACGUGACUCAGGAUUCAAAUCAUUAAUAGCUAUCCAUUCGGCAUUGUAUUACCACAUUACUGUAUUUAAAAAUGGAGAGUUGGAACAGGUUAGAGAUAUGUUUGGACGCACACAAGAAGUACGUGUUAAAGAAAGAAUUGAAAACGUACAACCUAACACCAGUUACUGCAUUGCAGUAAAAGUGUUUACUUAUGAAGAAGAUCACUCUGACCCUAUGGAAAUGAAAUGUAUAGUCACGCAGUAUGAGAGGGACCUUAAAGCAUCACAAACACCACUACAAACACCACUAAUAUUUAUUUUGUGCAUCUUGGGUGUUGGCUUGCUCAUCGUCAUCGUAGUAUUAUACAAAGGAGGUUAUCUUUGUUUCUUAAUCAAAUACGGUCCACAAGCUCUGAAUAAUUUUAAACACAUCCAACCUGUCUACAAUUGUUAUAAUGUGCAAGAAAAACUCAGCACUUUGGAACACGUUUGUUUCAAAGAAAAGAAAAUUGAAAACAUUGAAGAAAGCAGUGAAGACAAACUAAUGAAUAGUGAUCAGGAAGUUGGCUAUGAGCCAAAUUCAUUCGCUAAAACUGUGAACAGUGCUCAAAGCUGCAGUGCAUCUUCUAAACUAGGAACAGAUGAAGCCAGCAAAAUGUCUUGUGAUGAUCAGCUGUGUGAUUCAGUCCCUGAACAAUUUUUCACUAAUUUCAAUGACUGUGAGAUGGCUCCAACAGACAUCAUGCAAAAUGAAUGCCCAGAUGCUGAGACCACAAGCCAGACACAGACAAUCCACAGCAGAAGAAGCAGUUCUGCCUCUGCAAGCAUUAAUGUUUCUAAUGUCCCAUUGUGGUCUAUCCAAAUCCAAGACCCGGACAGUUGCUUUGUAGACUUUACAAAUGAAAAUGUGUGUGAUCAGGAGGCACAUGAACCUGAAAUUGCAGAAUGUGAUGAUUUGAAUAAUCCUUUGCUUUUUAAGGUUUGUGACAAUGCUGCAAUUUAUCAGUAUGAGAAACCAAGUUUCUGUGAUAUGCCAGGCGCUGCUUCACUUCCCCAGGCUUUGCAUUCUGACUAUAUGAGACGUUGAAGUAUAUUUGCAUGAGGUGUGAUAACUACUUUUGUAAAACCGUUUGAAAUAUCCUCAAACUUUUAAAGACAAAAAUGAUGCUUAGUGUUGUUGACAUCUUCACUUUAAAACGUUCAGCUGAUGGGAUUUUCCUUUCAGAUCUUUCAGUAACUACUCUGAUCUGUAAUAGCUACUGAGAGGAUUUAAAAUAUCUAAACUAGCUUAGCAAAAAAUAAAAUGUUAGGUAUUUAUGUAACCCCAUAGAACGUGAGUAGAAUUUUCAACUUGGUGCUGGUAUAUUUUAUCGAGGUGUCUCUGUUUUCAGUUUAUCUGCCAAAGCCGGGGGUUCAUGGGUUGAAUGUAUGAGUAAUUUCUCACCUGAGAGGGAAAAAGAAUUGUUCUUCAGAUAAGAAAGUGGCCUUUUUUGUGAGGACAGAAUAAUAAAAAGCAUUGAUGAGAUGAAUAUAAAACAAUCUGGAUAAUGAGCAGAGGGACAUGUGCAAAAUUCAGAAGCUUCAAAUAAGAUAGAUUUUUAAUCAUAGGAUUGUGGAUAUGUAGAAGAAACUACCAAAGAAGAUACUUGAUAGGAGGUCUGGCAAUUUAUUUUACAAAUGGUAUGGAUUGAUAUCUGUUGAUAAAUGGGAUGGAGGGUUUCAAGGGAGGUGGGGAAAUGAAGGUGAGAGCUAACUAAAAUGAAGAUCAUGUGGUAUGGAGAGAAGUCCAUAAUCUCAUCGUCAUGCAUGGAAAUUGAUGUGCUGCAUGGCUUUUCCCUCCUCUGGACCACUUUGUUUUUGUGCAUUCUGGUUUUAUUUGUGGUGGUCUACAGUAUUUUACUUUUCAUUUUGGUCAUUUGGUCAUUUUCAGUAAGGUUUAGUUAUGACUCGUUCCCUUCAAAAUAUGAAGGCACGUAAUGUCCACUUGGUUCAGUCUCAACAGUUUGAGAGAUUUUAGUGAAAUGCUGGGGAAAGUUAAUUUUAUAAAUUAAGAAUUUCUUGGAGCUGGUACCUGCUUUUCCAUCUUUAAGGGAAUUGACUAGCUAUUCAUGGUUUAUCUUCACCAUCUCAAAGGAAACGUGUUUCGAAACUGACAGCAACCCGCUCCUAUAAAACAAAUGUAAAAUACUGGAAAUCUGAAGUAGAGAAAAUCCUGGAAAUUCUCACCAUAGGCAUUGCCUGAUAUGGUGAGUGAAACAAGAGUCAAUGUUCCGUGUUGGUGAACUCUGCUGUAUGUUCAUUUGUUAUUCUAAUGACAUCAAAUAAUAAUUUGUUCUUUGCUUGCUGUGCAGCCUCUUUGCAUAAGGAUGUAUUGAUACCAACAGGGUAUCUGCAUUCCUUUCUUGGCUGCAAUGAUGCUUUAGCUAAUGAUUCUAAAACAGCCAAGUUGUCGUGAUUUCACUGCAAUUAGAGGAAGGGUGUUCUUACUAUGGGUGUGCAGUGGCUGAAAAGUCUUCAUUCUUCAUAUGGCCAUGUAAAACCCUAUUGUAUUUUUAUAUUGUGUUCUCAUUUUAUACAACGGUUUACAGAAUGCGUUAUGCAAAAUUACCUUACAAUUUACGAAAUGUUUUUAAUUGAAUUUGAGUUGUGAUUAUUACACGGCUGCUGGGCACAGAAUACCUCGUGGCAAAGUGACCCCCUCCCUGCCUCAGGGCCACUAUUGUGUUCUAACCAUUAGCAUGUAGCACUCAGCAUAGGAGAAAGUUUGCACUUGCAAAUCCAGUUAGCCUGACAGGCAUUGGGAAAAUGCUGGAAUUUAUUAAGGAAAAUCCUAGUAUGAACAAACUGAGACAGUAUGAUUUUAUGAAAGGGAAAUCAUGCUUGAAAAUUUUAUUAGUGCUUUGAGGAUGUAAUUAGUAGUUCCUCCUCAUAACUAGGGUCAAUCCCUGAAUUGACACGUGUCAAUUUAUGCUAUUAUCACAGAAGCCUGACUUGUUGCCCUUGAUUGAGGUGCAUUUCAACCGGAUUCUGGACAUUUUUUAGUCUCAAGAACCCUCACUAACCUUGGGCAUAUUUCCAAAGAUGGAAUAAUUUAUCUAUCCAGAGUGGGCUUUCUGGUCUUUUCCAGAAAGUUGAUCUAGUCUGGGGCAGGGGCUUGUUGUGGCAGAGGAGAGGCUGCUGGUGAUCAUUGAUUUUUUUUUUAAAUUUGGCUGGGGCCUGGGUAUGGCUGUUCUGAAAGCAAUUUUGCUCUUGUGCUCUGCCAUGCCCUUGGUUCGCCUCUGGAUGCUAGGGCCUAACAAUAUAGCCCUGCCCAGCAUUUGAAAAUGGUAGGGAAACAGUUAUGUUCUUUCCAUAUAUGUUGUUUACUUCACAGGCCUGCCCACUGGCAAAUUGCAAAGAGGUGGGGUUGCAGAACAGCUUCAUCGACACCACUGCCUUCCAAAGUUGCCUUGCAUCUCCACUUAGCUAAUAAAUCAAUGGGUAGAAAGAGAGAGCAGGCUGAGAGCUAAGCCAUCUAAAUCACUCAAAACUUGUUUUACCUAGGUCUCUUGCCACAGUACAAAUAAUUUAAUUUGAUCACUGUAGUUUGGGCUGAACCCCAUGCCUCUUUGUGUCUAAACUACAGCCAUAAAAAAUAGAACUGUUUUUUCUUUUUUUAUAAAAAGUCAUCCCUUUUUAUGACUAUUGGAAUGAAUAAAUAUACUUUUAAGAAGUUACCUGAACAGUAUUGAACUAUCCAUGAGCAUUCUAGUCGUUUACAAACUUGUGGCAAGUUUGAAAUAAUGUUAGGAUCAUGGUUUCUGCCACCACUUUGUGAAAAAAAUGAUUAAUAAUAUCACACUUUCUGGUGCCAUGAGUGCUCUCAGGUUAUGCAGGAUGUAUUGUGGAAAUUCUUACCUUUUUAUUAAUUUCAAUGAAAAUAUUGAUUUGCAAUUUUUAUAGGCCUAGUUGAGUUUUAUAUGUAUAAAACACAGCUUCUCAAAUUAAAAAUUGUGGAAAAGAAUGUGAAUAUUUACCAAUGUAGUUUUUAAGCUGACAAAAUAUUAAAUGACAUUACACUUUUCAAUUGGAAA
Molecule: messenger RNA, 5240 nt
Organism: Carcharodon carcharias (great white shark)
Lineage: Eukaryota; Metazoa; Chordata; Chondrichthyes; Lamniformes; Lamnidae
Exons: 11
Coding region: 692-2254 (520 amino acids)
Molecular function (GO): protein binding
Source: RefSeq, a predicted model, not a curated record